Molecule: messenger RNA, 492 nt
Organism: Penicillium alfredii
Lineage: Eukaryota; Fungi; Ascomycota; Eurotiomycetes; Eurotiales; Aspergillaceae
Product: GNAT family N-acetyltransferase
Exons: 1
Coding region: 1-492 (163 amino acids)
Molecular function (GO): acyltransferase activity, transferring groups other than amino-acyl groups
Source: RefSeq, a predicted model, not a curated record
AUGUCUCCCACAUUGACUAUCACAGACAUUCAUUCCAAGAAGCGGAACGAAGCCCUGGAGAUUCUUGCCCAGAUUUCACGCGUCGAGAAGAAGACCUUUCCCACCAAUGAGGCCUUUGGCUUCGGUGAGGACUUGUGGAGAAAAAAGCCCAACACGCGGGUUCUCUACGCGACCCAAACCGAGGGGGCGCGAUCGGAUCUGAUCGCCUACGCCGUCUAUGUGCGCCAGAAGGGAGUCGCCCUCCUGCACAAAGUCUGUGUAUCCCCGAGUCAUCGCCGUCAAGGUGUCGGGCAGCAGCUCAUGUCCUACAUUCAGCAGCGCCUGCGAAAGGAGGGCUGCCAGUCCAUCCAACUAUGGGUGGACCAGGCCAGGGAGCCUGCUCGAGCCCUGUAUCUCCGAUGUGGAUUCGAGGAGCGAGAGCAGAUCCCUGAUUACUAUGCCCCUGGCCGCACUGGCAUUAGAAUGGUGCUGGAUUUGGAACGUGAUGGUUGA